UAGCCGACCAGUUGAUUAGGAUUACGUUUGGGCCACAAAGUAAGCAUGCGUGCUGGUGUAUUUGUACCUACUGCCCAUGUGCUUAUGAACCUUGGGCCAUUUACAAAAUAAAAAAACGAAAGGACGGCUUCUAUUUUAUUCAUGCUUUCUUGCUUCCAUCCUUGUCCUUUUCCACGCUUUCUUGCUAGUACUUAUAUACCUAGCCUGUUCAUCUUCUACCCUCAUCUUCAUCUUCAUCAACCUGUUUUCCUCUCUCCUAGAAAGCUAAGACAGAGAGAAAGAUGAUCAAGCUAAGGUCAAUGAGGUUUAGCAGAAGCAGUUGCAAGCUGAGCAGUGGAAACAGAGCUACCCUAUCACCAUCAGAAAAGGAUUGCACAAGCAUGAGUGAAAUUAAAUGGGAGCUUCGUCCAGGUGGCAUGCUUGUUCAGAAAAGGGACACCAGUCAAAACGCAGGAGAGGGACUCAUCACUCUGAGAGUUUCAACUGUGUCUCACUGGCAUGACAUUUCCGUUGAAGCUACUUCAACUUUUGGGGAAUUGAAGACGAUAUUGUCACUGAUAACUAAUCUGGAGCCCAGAGAGCAGAGGGUAUUGUUCAAAGGUAAAGAGAGAGAUGAUAAAGAACACCUACACAUGGUUGGGGUCAAAGACAAGGACAAGGUUCUGUUGCUACAGGAUCCAGCAUUGAAGGAAGAGAAGAAGCUGCUUGGUCUUGCGGGAAGAAGCCAACCCAUUAACACUCCUUGUCGUAUCAUCAGUGUCUGACUAGUUUAUACUAUAUAAACUGUGAUUAGGUACUAACCGCCAGAGAAAAGUGAAGAGUGCUGAAUAUUAUGAUGCAUCUUUCUUCUCUUCGUCUUAGACUAGCAAACUCUAUAUACAUGUACCUGUUAUAUUCCGUCGGUUUGCGACUUGUUCAAUUAAAAAACUGUGUAAGCUAAUGCAAUGCGGUGUCAGUGUGAAGAGUGGCGUUUGCUCUGUUAUAAUGCAAGUGUUGAUUCCUUUUGGAUA
Messenger RNA from Prosopis cineraria, 1010 nucleotides. RefSeq names its product BAG family molecular chaperone regulator 2. NCBI's taxonomy places the organism in Eukaryota, Viridiplantae, Streptophyta, Magnoliopsida, Fabales, Fabaceae. The coding region runs from base 282 to 764 and encodes 160 amino acids. Gene Ontology annotation, molecular function: protein binding. The transcript is spliced from 2 exons. The record is from RefSeq and is a predicted model, not a curated record.